Molecule: messenger RNA, 987 nt
Organism: Nymphaea colorata (pocket water lily)
Lineage: Eukaryota; Viridiplantae; Streptophyta; Magnoliopsida; Nymphaeales; Nymphaeaceae
Exons: 3
Coding region: 1-987 (328 amino acids)
Molecular function (GO): zinc ion binding; nucleic acid binding
Source: RefSeq, a predicted model, not a curated record
AUGGGAAGUGGUGGCGCGCCAAUGGAAGCUCCACUGUUGGUCGGAUGGUGGGCGGCGACGUGGAACCCUCGCGUUGGUACUCACGGGAAGAAGUCCCUCCCUGUUGCUGAUUUUGUUGUUGUUGAAGAAGCGAAUGCUUCUGCAGGAGGAACUAGUACGGACACAAAUGGAACGACGAAUGGUGAGGCAAGGGGCACAACUCACCAACAAUUUAUGAGCUUGCAUCCUCCGAAGUUUCAUGGGAAAGGCACUGCUGACGAUGCUGAAGAGUGGAUAAAGGAAACUGAGGAGAUCUUUAUCACCCUGGAAGUGCCUGACAACAAGAAGGUUCGGUAUGGAACCUUUAUGCUAAAAGGAAAUGCUAAGGAAUGGUGGCAGACGCAACGUGAAGUGAAGUUCGCAAAUCACGAAGUGACUUGGGGAGAAUUCAAGGAAGCCUUCACACAUGCCUACAUCCCAACCUUCACACAGUCGAAACGCAUGCAAGAAUUCCUGGAGCUUCAACAAGGGAGUCUGAGUCUGCACGAAUACGUCGUCAAAUUCAGAGGUCUUAAAGACGGGUUGCGGAGUCAAGUAACUAGUAGUCGUCCAAGAGAUAUAAACGAUGCUAUCGACAUGGCCACACGUCUUAAGGAGGACUGGAACGGGACGCAAAGGACUGAUAGGAGGAGUGAAUUUUUGCGAUCCAAGUCAAAGCCAAACAUGUUCAAGAGAAGGCGCAGUGACAGGGUGAAUCAAGGGGACAAAUUCAAGAGGCAGAGGCCAUCAGCAUCCAGGCGGGACGGUGAAUGCCCCAAGUGUCAUCACCAACACCCUGGUAAACCAUGUUAUAGAGAUAUUAGAGCAUGUCUUUACUAUGGAACACAAGGUCAUUUUAUUCGUGAGUGCCCAAAGAAGAAAGAGGCAGAGCAGAAGCGUGGUGCAACCAAUCAGCCAGAAGAAAAGAAGGUACUGGCGGAGUUUACGCGACUACGGUUGAAGAGUUGA